Molecule: messenger RNA, 1744 nt
Organism: Impatiens glandulifera
Lineage: Eukaryota; Viridiplantae; Streptophyta; Magnoliopsida; Ericales; Balsaminaceae
Product: aspartate aminotransferase, mitochondrial
Exons: 10
Coding region: 155-1438 (427 amino acids)
Biological process (GO): biosynthetic process; amino acid metabolic process
Cellular component (GO): mitochondrion
Molecular function (GO): pyridoxal phosphate binding; L-aspartate:2-oxoglutarate transaminase activity
Source: RefSeq, a predicted model, not a curated record
CCUUUCAAGAUCGAGUCUUUUUUACAAACCAAAUUCACUCACUCGUGUAUUUAUUAUGUUAGCUGAGCUAUUAAGCUACUGACCCAUUUCCCUUCCGCCGUCUUCAUUCAUUCUCUUCCUUUUCGUUUCAUCUUCCUUCAACCUUGUCUCUUUCAUGAUGCUGCGAACGGCGUUUACUCGGCGAUCACAGAGAUCAACCAUGGAGAUGGGUGGAACCAGAUUCAUGUCAUCACCAUCAUGGUGGAACAAAGUUGAGCCUGCCCCAAAGGACCCAAUUCUUGGUGUCUCUGAGGCAUUUCUAGCAGAUCCAAGCCCGGAUAAAGUUAAUGUUGGAGUUGGUGCUUAUCGUGAUGAUAAUGGGAAGCCUGUUGUUUUGGAAUGCGUCCGAGAAGCAGAGAAGAGAAUUGCAGGGCAUAAGAACAUGGAGUACCUUCCAAUGGGAGGAAGUGCAAAUAUGAUUGAGGAAUCACUUAAAUUGGCUUAUGGAGAGGAUUCUAGUAUGAUUAAAGAUGAGCGGAUUGCAGCUAUACAAUCGCUCUCUGGUACUGGUGCCUGUCGAAUUUUUGCAGAUUUUCAGAAGCGAUUUAGCCCUGAUUCUCAUGUUUACAUUCCUGUUCCAACCUGGUCCAAUCAUCAUAACAUCUGGAGAGAUGCCAAUGUACCACAGAGGACUUAUCAUUAUUACCACCCAGAAUCAAGAGGAUUGCAUUUUGCUGCAAUGAUAGAUGAUAUAAAGAAUGCUCCAAAUGGCUCAUUCUUUCUUCUUCACGCCUGUGCUCAUAAUCCUACUGGAGUAGAUCCAACAGAAGAACAGUGGAGAGAGAUUUCCUAUCAAUGCAAGGUUAAAGGGCAUUUUCCAUUUUUCGACAUGGCAUAUCAAGGUUUUGCCAGUGGUGAUCCUGAGAAAGAUGCAAAAUCAAUUAGGAUUUUUCUUGAAGAUGGUCACUUGAUUGGGUGCUCUCAGUCAUAUGCAAAAAAUAUGGGACUCUAUGGCCAGAGAGUUGGAUGCCUCAGUGUUCUAUGUGAAGAUGAAAAACAAGCUGCUGCGGUGAAAAGUCAGUUACAGCAGCUCGCGAGACCUAUGUACAGUAAUCCACCUGUUCAUGGUGCUCACAUUGUUUCAACUAUACUCAGUGAUCCAGAUCUUAAAAAGUUAUGGCUCAAGGAGGUUAAGGGUAUGGCUGACCGAAUUAUAGGUAUGCGAACUCAACUACAAGAAAAUCUUGAGAAGUUGGGAUCACCACUGCCAUGGGAGCACAUCACUAAGCAGAUUGGCAUGUUCUGCUAUAGUGGUUUGACACCUGAGCAAGUCGAUAGACUGACGAGUGAAUAUCAUAUUUACUUGACCCGUAAUGGUCGCAUAAGUAUGGCAGGCGUAACCUCGGGCAAUGUUGCAUAUUUGGCUAAUGCGAUUCAUAAGGUCACAACGGCUGCCUAAGGCUAAGUGCUUGCAGGUAUACCAUUAGAUUUCCAGAAAAAAGUUGUGUUUAAAUGGAAUAGCUAGACAAUAAAUAUUAAGGCUUUUGAUUCCCUCAAAUGGCAAUGGUUAUUUAUUUAGUUAUUUGUUUACUCUAGUUAAUAAGGGAGAAAAACUAUCACUCAUCCCAUGUGGGAGGGGAAUAUUUAUAAGAAUGUUAAUUUAUUCAUUUGGGACAAAUGUUUGUUUUUGGUCAUUGCUGGAGGGUUUUGUUUACUCUUUGCAACAUUUUAUUAGUUUUGAUUAAUGAAAAAUACUGGGUCUUUU